Messenger RNA from Puccinia triticina, 636 nucleotides. RefSeq lists its product as uncharacterized. NCBI's taxonomy places the organism in Eukaryota, Fungi, Basidiomycota, Pucciniomycetes, Pucciniales, Pucciniaceae. Bases 1 to 636 code for a protein of 211 amino acids. The transcript has a single exon. The record is from RefSeq and is a predicted model, not a curated record.
AUGAGAAUCACCCAUUAUAUUUUCCAGGCACGUAGCUUACUGUCAUUCACCUUACUUGCACAAGGUUCUUAUUCUCUUUUUGCAUGUGAAACGCUUGCUUUUUUAAAUACACACAGGAUGGCAUUAAAACUCUACAAGGCUCCUGUGAGCGGCACCCUCACUCAACGACUUCGAAGAAUGCGAAACGCCAAACGGAUUGCUGCCGCACGUACAAGAUUUCUAGGUCUGCAAUUGGCUCGUCGUGAUAUUGAGAACCAACAACUGUCUCGCGAUCAAGAGGUCAUUGAACAUCUGAUGGAGAACCCAUACGAGCCCGAAUCAGGUACCAGUGGCAAUCACACAAGCCCCGACACACUGGAUGACGAGUGGUUAACGUUAGUUGCGCCCCUUGAUGAAGACGACGACCUUGAUCGAGCGAUCGAAGCAGACAAGGAGCGUUGGCGACAGGAAGCCCAGCAAUUCAACUGGACAAGCGUUAUGGACCAACUGUUUGCGGUGUACAUCGACCUGAAGGGCCGCACAAAGAACUGGUCUGGUCAAAAUGCGUAUACUCCUUUUGUUAGAUGCAACUGUCUUCCACAAGAAAAGAGAAGUCGCUUUGUGGACAUGGUGGAUAUAUUCAGUAAGUCCCCAUGA